GAUGCCACCUGAAGGGGGGAGAUUUUCGCAAGUUUUUCGAAACUAUAUAAAUCGAGCGCUAGCCAUCCCUAAAUUAGUCUCAGUCUUCAUCAAACAUGAAAGUGAUCGUUGUCGUCGCCGCCCUUUUGGCCGUAGCCUUAGCCAGGCCGCAGAACCGCGAUGCGGACGCUCAGAUCGUUCGGGCGGAUACGGAUAACAUCGGCGUCGGAGGAUACAAAUAUAGUUACGAAACCAGUAACGGCAUUUCCUCUGAUGAGCAAGGCGAGGUGAAGAACGAAGGCCGUGAGGACGAAAGCAUCGCCGUCCGUGGACAAUUCAGCUUCGUGGGCCCCGAUGGUGUCACCUACACUGUGCAAUACAUCGCUGACGAGAACGGUUUCCAGCCACAAGGCGCCCACAUACCCCAGUAAUACGGCCCUGAUUUUCAGUACUGUUAAGUUUUGUACAGCAAUACCAUCACAAUGAUAUUUAAGUACUGUUGACAUUCAACAAUUUGUAAAAAUUGCUUUAUAAAUAUACGUAUUGGUUAUUUA
This is a messenger RNA of Zophobas morio, 533 nucleotides long. RefSeq names its product flexible cuticle protein 12-like. The coding region runs from base 96 to 410 and encodes 104 amino acids. NCBI's taxonomy places the organism in Eukaryota, Metazoa, Arthropoda, Insecta, Coleoptera, Tenebrionidae. Gene Ontology annotation, molecular function: structural constituent of chitin-based larval cuticle. Gene Ontology annotation, cellular component: chitin-based extracellular matrix. The record is from RefSeq and is a predicted model, not a curated record. The transcript is spliced from 3 exons.